AUGACUGACCUCAAAUUAGAUAAGCUCUCACUUUGGACUGAACACUUAGAGUCCGACCAAAGUACUCAAUUGGCUGCCUCUGUGUUAGCAAAUGUCAAUGCAGAUGAUGCACUCAUUGACAGAGCCACUGCUAUCAAGAACUCUACUUCUGUCUUCAACACUAGUGUGAAAGUUGAAGGAGCACCAGUGACAAAUCAGAAGGCCAGUGGACGUUGUUGGUUGUUUGCUAGUGGUAAUGUUUUGCGUCUUCAUAUGAUGGAGAAACUCUCGGUCAAGGAGUUCCAGUUUUCCCAAAGUUACUGGUUCUUUCAUGACAAAUUGGAGAGAUGCAACUAUUUCUUGAACACCUUUGCCGCAAACAUGAGCGAUGAAAAACUCAAUGAUGUUGAAUCCCAAUUGAAUCAACAUCUUCUCACAGACCCUACCUGCGAUGGUGGACAGUUUGAUAUGUUCAUUAACAUCAUUGAGAAAUAUGGAGCUGUACCUCAUGAAUUGUAUCCUGAUGCAUUUUCUGCAACUUCAUCUCGCCGUCUCAAUUUCUUGAUUCUGACGAAAUUGCGCGAGUUUGCUGAGCAGCUCAAACUUAAUUCGGACUCUCUGCUGCCUAGGGAAGCUCUGGUUUUGAUACAAGAAAUGCAGCAAGAAAUUCACAGAUUGAUGGUGCUCUUCCUUGGAAAGCCACCUGCUCCAAACUCUCAAUUGUCAUGGGAUUACAAAGAUAAGGAUGACAAGGUCCACACCUUGAAGUUCACCCCGCUUCUGUUAUACAAGGACGUAUUGGGAGUUGAUGUAUCUAAUUGGGUCUCGCUCUUGAACGACCCUAGAAACCCUUACGACUCUUUGAUCAAAAUCGAUAAGCUUGGCAAUGUCGUUGGAGCCAAAGACGUAUCAUAUGUCAACAUCGAGGUGGAUGCACUUGCCAAAUACGCUGUGGAACGCAUCAAAUCCAACCAAGCUGUGUUUUUUGGCACCCACACCCCAAUUUAUAUGGACAAGAAGCGGGGAAUCAUGGACGAAUCCCUCUACAGCUACAAUUUGAUUGGCUUCAAGUCUGACCAGAGCAAGAGCAGUAGAAUCAAAUACAAGCAGUCACUCAUGACUCAUGCAAUGACUCUCACUGCCGUGCAUUUGGAUGAGAAUGGUAAUCCAGUAAGGUGGAGGGUUGAAAAUUCCUGGGGAAAAGACUCGGGCCAGAAUGGUUACUACGUUAUGGACCACCAGUACUUUAAGGACUACGUGUAUCAGAUCGUUGUUGACAAAAAUGAUUUACUGGAGGUACACAAGGAAGUUCUUAAUAGUACUGAGCCAAUUGUUUUGCCUCCAUGGGACCCAAUGGGAGCUUUGGCUAUUUUCAAGAAUGAGGUUGACAUGAUCUAA
This is a messenger RNA of Australozyma saopauloensis, 1377 nucleotides long. Its product is annotated as C1 family peptidase. Gene Ontology annotation, biological process: L-homocysteine catabolic process; response to toxic substance; proteolysis. Gene Ontology annotation, molecular function: cysteine-type aminopeptidase activity. The coding region runs from base 1 to 1377 and encodes 458 amino acids. The record is from RefSeq and is a predicted model, not a curated record. Lineage: Eukaryota; Fungi; Ascomycota; Pichiomycetes; Serinales; Metschnikowiaceae. The transcript has a single exon. Gene Ontology annotation, cellular component: cytoplasm.